Molecule: messenger RNA, 339 nt
Organism: Acanthamoeba castellanii str. Neff
Lineage: Eukaryota; Discosea; Longamoebia; Acanthamoebidae
Exons: 1
Source: RefSeq, a predicted model, not a curated record
GACGCCACCGAUUCCUCUUCGGCGGCCAGUGGCGGUCGUGGCACCUCAGGUUACGGUGGCGCGCAGCGUGGCGGCGGCGGCGGCGGCGGCGGCGGCUACGGGCGUCAGGCUGCUCCUGCCGGUCGUGCUGGCGGUCAGUUCUCGCCCUGCCAGAAGGCGGUGCUGGAGAUCAUCAGAACGUCGGGCAGGCAGAGCGGGGCCGGUUGCGCGCUGGGCGAGGUGAUCGAGGUCCUGCAGACUUCGUUCUCCGAGGAGGAGCUCAGGGAGGCCAUCGAGUGGCUCACGGCCGAGGGGCACCUCUACACCGCCGGCGACGACUUCUUCCGGUGCUCCGAGUAA